This is a messenger RNA of Caenorhabditis elegans, 831 nucleotides long. RefSeq names its product Actin maturation protease (gene K07A1.3). Bases 76 to 774 code for a protein of 232 amino acids. The record is from RefSeq and is marked reviewed. NCBI's taxonomy places the organism in Eukaryota, Metazoa, Nematoda, Chromadorea, Rhabditida, Rhabditidae. The transcript has 5 exons.
UCGCCCUGAGCAAUGAACAAAAGGGACCACAUGUAGAUAUACAAUAUCUAGUAUCGAUUUAUGCUGUAGUUUAGAAUGGACAAUGCAUUCGACUUUCAAUCACUUCCUAUGAUCACACAAAUACGAUUGACAAGCUUCACGGGAGAAUUUGGAGGACAAGUUUGUUUAAAUACAAAUAAAAUCACUCCAAGGCAGCAGAAAGGGCCAACGUGCGGCCUUGUAGCCAUAUCUAUGUGCUUGGAACAUUUCGGGAUCAAAACUAAUCCCGAGACAAUACUCGAAAAAGCCAAAGAGAUGGGUUUCACGAAACAAGGAGAAAUGUACUCUGCUGAAUCACUGGCUUCUCUCACAAAUGAAUUCCUGCCAAAUUCUUCCAAAAUUCGAAAAAUGCCUUCCCCAAAAGAAUUUACUCAAUCCAUUUGUGAUGGGAAACAGAUGUUGAUUGCAUACGAUUGUGGUCCCAAUUAUCAGCCCGUUUAUGUGAGAGGACACUCUGCUCAUUGGUUGCUCGCUUGUGGAUUCGUAAAAAAGCAAGAAGUGGACGGGUUUGUCGAGACGAGGGAGACGGUGGCUGAAACCGACGAAAUUGCGAUCAUUGGUUAUCAAGGAAAAAGCACAAAUCUCAAUGUAUUUCCUUUCAACGAAGUCGUCGCCAGCAAUGCUCAACUUUUGGAAGCCGGUUUGAAACGAGAUCCGAGUGAAUAUAUAAUUCCCGACCCACAUAAUCUAUCUGAAAUUAGAAAUUGCGUAGUUGAAGUUUGUAUAAACAAUUGAGUGACAUGAUUUUAUAUGCAACAUAAGAUAAAUUAGAGAUCAUAAAUAGUACAAUAA